AAAAAAUCCUGGUUCUCUAGAUCGAUGCGGUGUGUCGCUCUCGCUCUCUCGAGCCAUUUUUGCUCGACUCCACGCCACGCUCGACGUGUUGGACCGUCGGACUCGUCGGCGCUCCAUGGAGCAACUCGAUGAAGCUUUCGGAGCCGUGAAGCAACGAAGCCUUGGUCUUCCGAGCAUUUUGCAGACCUGGGCUGGGCGGAGCUCAGCUCCAGCAGUCUUUGGCGCCUUCGUCAAAGCCUUGGAAGACUCCUCCGGCCCCGCCGCGGGCCGGGCACCGACUCCGCUCUUCGAGCGGUCGGACUACAGCGCAGCCCUCUCAGUUUGUGCGCGCAUCAGCUGGUGGCAGUCCGCUGUGCGAAUCUUGAUGACCAUGAUGGAAGUGAAGAUCCAGCCGAACACCUUCAGCUUCAACGUGGUGAUGAGAUCAACGCGGCAAUGGCAACUCUCUGUGACCUUGCUGGACACUAUGCGGCUUUCUGAAGUGACUCCAGAUGUGAUCAGUUUCAAUUCUGUCAUCAACAGCUGCGAGAAAGGUGAAACAUGGCGGCAGGCAUUGUCCCUGUUCAACACCAUAUGGCAUGCAGUUUUACAGCCCGACGAGUUAAGCUUUGCAGCAAGCAUCAAUGCUUGCAAGAAAAGUGGGCGGUGGCAGGAGGUCUUGAGUUUAAUGAGCGAAAUGAUUUCUGUAAGCUUUCAGCCAGGGCUUUUGUGUUUCAAUUCCGCCAUUGGUUCCUGCCGGGGGGACAGCUGGGAAGCAGCAUUGAACUUGCUGGAUGCAAUUCCUCGAGCUCAACUGCAGCCAGAUGUCAUUGGCUGGAAUGCCGCCAUAUGUGCAUGUGGCAACGACAUGCAAUGGCAAUGGGCGUUGAUCUUGUUUGAUUCCAUGGACUCUCUAAACAUUGAACCCACUGCGGCUAGCUUUACGGCGGUCAUUACAUCAUGCAGGAAGGGCACCAAAUGGGAGGAGGCACUGGCUGUCUUUGACCUGAUGCCAGAAGCAGACGUGCAGCCAAACCUUAAAGCGUUUACCGCCGUCAUUACUGCAUGUGAGGGGCAAUGGCAGCAAGCAUUCUCUUUAUUCAAAACCUUGCCGAGUCGAAACAUUCAGCCGGAUUGGUUUGUGUUUGAUGCUUUGAUCACCUCCUUAGAGAUGGGCAGUCAGUGGCAAGAGUCUUGGCUGUUGCUGAAGGCGCAGCAGGAUGCGAGCAUUCAGCCGGAUGUUCAGCUCUUCUUCCGUGCGCUUGAUUCUUGCAAGGAAUGGCAGCAGGCACUUGCCAGGCUCAAAGCAAUGGUCAGCAAUGUGCUCCAGCCAGAUGUUGUUUGCUACACCGCAGCGAUCAGUUCUUGCCAAGAAGGCGAGCAAUGGCAGCAGGCACUAGCCCUUUUCAACGCGAUGCCCGUUGCAAAGGUUGCACCAGAUGUUGUUUGCUUUGGUGCAGCAAUCAGUUCUUGCAAGGAGAGUGGCCAGUGGCAGCAGGCCCUAGCCCUUUUCAAUACAAUGCCCUUCGCCGAGGUUCGCCCAAAUGUUUUUUGCUUUGCUGCUGCGAUCAGCACUUGUGCAAAAGCUGGGCAAUGGCAACGCUCCCUGUACUUCGUUGAUACCAUGUCCAAAGCCUAUGUCCCCCCUGACCUUGCUUUGUUCAAUGCCAUUCUCGCGAGCUUCAAACAAGGCGGCCAUUGGGAGCUGGCGCUGGGUCAGUUUGAAGCCUUAUGCAAAUCUAGAUUCAAGCCAGAUGUGACCAGCCACAAUUCCCUUCUAGCUUCUUGUGAGAAUGGUGGGCAGUGGCAACAGGCAUUGGCCUUCUUCAAGGCGAUGUACGCGCAAGAUUUGCGACCCGAUUCAUUGAGUUAUGCUUCUGCGAUGAAUUCAUGCGUGCUUGGUAAGCAGUGGCAAUGUGCAUUGAGUUUAUUGGAACACAUGAGAGCCACAAAGUCUCCGCGAGAUAAUGCAGAUGUGAUGGCGUUCAAUCUUGCAAUCACCACUUGUUGCAACUAUGAGUUGUGGCAGGAGGCCUUGACUCUGUUUGAGUCGAUGAGCACUUCAAGCAUAGAGGCGGACGUGAGCUCCUACAAUGCUGCGAUCAGCGCCUGGGGAAUGGACGAGCAGUGGGAAAAGGCCUUGAACUUGAUGCGAUCCAUGGAAGCUGCUGAGAUGCAGCCGGAUUCCUUCACCCAUAGCGCCAUGAUCCAUUCUUGCGGCCACCUGCACUGGGAACAGGCGUUGAUGUUUUUUGAGAGGCUGGGUUCAACAGAAGACCCAACCAUUUAUUCGUACAGUAGUGCGAUAGCUGCGUGUGGGAAAGCAAUGCAGUGGCAGAUCUCAAUGAGCUUGCUGGAUGCGCUGUGCGCACAACGUUUGCAACCCAACAGGCAAUGUGUUGUUUCUGUGGCGGCUGCCUGCAAAGGAGGACAAUGGGAGCGGGCCUUGGAUUUUUUUGACACGGUGCGCUCGAGGGGGCUUGAACCCAACGCCGCCACAUACAGCGCCCUGCUCGAGGUGAUGUUGAGCGAUUGAGUGUUCACAGCUAAUAAAAAUCACCACAAAAUUAGGGCGUCCAAAGGGAGAGGGCUAAGAAAAAGAGAGAUGAACAGAACAGUUGGUGUGGAGCUGGGUGUUGUACAGGUCUGUGGCUUUAAGCUUUGAGAAGGUUGCUAUUCUAUUUUUUCGGCCUUCAACAAGUUCAACAAUUUGGCGUCAAGAUCCAGCAUGAUCAAAGCAUGGUCUCAUUUGGGUGGUGGUUUCAGAUGUUCAGAUAUUUUUAUGCUCAACCUUUGGGAAGAUUUGGCACUGGCUAUUUAGCAGACUUCAGCCUUCGCCAGCAAAAAUUGCCAUUUGACAGAGGCUUGGGCAUCGCUUGGGCAUCGUGAAGAUUGCUUCAAUUGAGAUGCAGCAUUAUGUUCCACAUGUUGUUUGGAUGGUGUUUAUUGAUGUUGCCACAUGUGGAAGACGCUGUUUCAAUGCUU
Messenger RNA from Durusdinium trenchii, 2964 nucleotides. Lineage: Eukaryota; Dinophyceae; Suessiales; Symbiodiniaceae. The record is from the annotation of a GenBank genome assembly.